Macrosiphum euphorbiae (potato aphid) is the source of this 528-nucleotide messenger RNA. Lineage: Eukaryota; Metazoa; Arthropoda; Insecta; Hemiptera; Aphididae. The record is from the annotation of a GenBank genome assembly.
AUGUCAACUGUUGAGAUCACUUUGGAAGGUCGCAAUCAUGUCACCAGCCCGGCUUUCGGGAGAUGUAGCUCGAUGCCGAACAUGGCGGUGCAGACUGCUCCUGCGGACGAUGCAUUCGAUGUAGGACUUCCGUCUGCAGCCGACGACUCGGAGCCAAUCGGUUCGGUCAAACCGUCAAGUGGUUCAGCCCAAAUUGUCGUGGACAACAGUUGUGCAAGUCUAAAAUUCCUAUGUUACAUUUCGCUGGUCAACAUGUCAAGAAUGAGCUCACGAUGGAGGCGCCGUCCGUCCCUCUGCCGUCCGACACAUCGCCGUCAGGCUCACCGCCGAAGCAGUUUCGGACUGCCGAAGCGAAAGUUAAACAGCAGUCAAGCAGCGAUCUCACGGAUCCGUAAAGGCGGCGUUGCGAUGCCGAACAUUGCAGUGCUAUUUUCUUUGGCGGACAUAGAGGACGUGCCGUCACGAGAGACUAUCGAUACGUCUGAGUUCGGCCGAAAGAUAGUUGACGACGACGGUACACGCCGCUAG